GACACCGCGCUGAAUGUCGGCCUAACAUAUAGCAUCGCACGUCAUCAUUGUCAGUGGGUACGCAAAUUUCGUUCGGUACUUUUCCAAAUUCCGGCGAGGUUGCUUUAUUAUUAGACACAUACAUGAUUAGAUCGUGGACGCGUGAACGAAAAUUUUUCGAAAUUCAGUCGCCUUAUUGCCGGCGUAGUGUGUUACUCCAGAUAUUAAUGCGGAACUCAACAAUCGCUGUACAGUGAGAAGAAAGUAAUCGAAGUAUGUACGUAUGAUUGAUAAUAGCAUCCGCGAGAAAUUUGGACAGAAUUUGGGUGAAUCCAGGAUGACCAUCAAUGGCACGGAGCCGUUUUUCGCGGGCCACGAGCUGAAGGAACUCACUUUCGGAUGGACCGAUUAUACCCUAUUCGGCGGUCUGCUGGGCGUUAGCGUUCUCAUCGGCAUCUACUUCGGUUUCUUCAGCACGAAGCAGGAUAACACCACCGAGUAUUUACUCGGCGGCAAAACCAUGUCUUUUCUUCCGAUUAGCAUGAGCCUGAUAGCGAGUCACAUAUCAGGGGUGUCUUUACUCGGCGUACCCUCUGAGGUGUACCAGUACGGAACUCAAUACGCGGCAUGCAUUUUUACAUCCUUCAUAAGCUGUUUCAUAAUCAUAAACGUAUACCUGCCGGUAUUUUAUAAACUGCAGCUGACGAGCACUUUUGAGUAUCUGGAAAUUAGAUUUGCUAGACCGGUCCGGCAAUUAGCAUCCUUUCUUUAUACCCUUGCGCUGGUAAUCUACGUGCCGUUGAUAAUCUACGUGCCGGCGCUAGCCUUUUCGCAAGCGACCGGGAUGAAUCUGCAUUACGUCGCGCCGGUGAUAUGCAUGGUGUGCAUCUUCUACACGACCAUCGGAGGUCUGAAGGCUGUCGUAUGGGCGGAUACGGUUCAGAUGACGGUGACUGUCGGAAGUCUCAUUGCCGUUUUGAUAUUGGGAACGAUUGCUGUGGGCGGCGUCGGUGAGACCUGGAGGAUAGCCGAGAAGGGUGGUAGAAUUGUAUUUUGGAAUAUGGAUCCCAGUCCUUUCACCAGAAAUUCGUUUUGGGGCAUGUCAGUGGGAAUGGUAAUGACAUGGCUGGCUGGGUUGGGCAUCAGCCAGGUUUCUAUGCAAAGAUUUCUGGCAGUACCUACUAUUAAGGAAGCGCAGAAGUCGAUAUGGUUCCUGGCUGUAGGCCUAGUGUUCGUAAAAUUUAUUUCCGUUUUCACCGCCCUCACGAUGUAUGCCAGAUAUCACAAAUGCGAUCCUAUAACUGCACACGUGGUGGCAAGGAGCGACAAGAUAUUGCCAUAUUACGUGCUGGACGUAGCCGCGAAUGUUCCGGGACUUCCUGGCCUCUUUCUCGCCGGUCUGGUGAGCGCCGGUCUCUCGACGAUGAGCGCCGGACUGAACACAGUCACCGGUACGAUUUACGAGGAUUUCAUCGAUCGCUGGAUGCCGGAAAGCGACGACAAAGAGACUAAAGCCGCCAACAUUAUGAAGGUCACGGUGGUGCUCAUAGGCAUCUUAUGCGUGGGCAUGGUAUUCCUGGUCGACCGUCUCGGCGACAUCUUCCAGCUGUCCCUGACCGUGACCGGCAUCACCGCCGGUGCCAUGCUGGGUCUGUUCUCGCUGGGGAUGCUAGUGCCCUGGGCGACGACCAAGGGGGCGGUGGCCGGCGGACUGGUCUCGAUGGUGACGAUGAUCUGGAUCAUCGUCGGCGCGCAAUGGCACAUGGCCAAUCGACGUCUCUACUACGAGCCGCUUCCCUCUACGACGGAGGGUUGCCUGAACGUACCCGGUCUGUUUAAUCGCACGACCGUGACGACCACGCAGAAUCCGAUGCAAGUCGAAUCUGUAGACGAGCCUUUCUUCAUAUAUAGGAUAUCCUUCAUGUAUUACACGCUAUUUGGGGCGCUAAUCGUGAUGGUGAUCGGCACGAUAGUCAGCUUCAUCUGCGGCGCUCCUGAUUUAAGGGACAUUGACCGAGAUCACUUCCCACCGUUCAUAACCAAAUUUAUGCCACCAAAAAAAUACAUGGAAGUGUCGUUGCAUACGGUGCCGACUGCAUUGGUAACGAAUCCAGAGAAAGAAGAACUGAAAUCUUGAAACAUGCGUAUCUUAUUCCACCUUAUCUCCUCCUCCGUGACUUUACAAGACUUUAUUACAGUAAAACACAUACACGCACACAUAAUACAAAGGCGCUUAAACAUUUGGAAAAUCGUUCGAUUACAAGUUCUGUGAUCUCUGUAUAAUAUUACAUACUCUUCAUAUCGAACAUAUUAAGUACGAAUAUAUCAAAAAAAGAUAUUUUAUCGAAGUA
Messenger RNA from Wasmannia auropunctata (little fire ant), 2330 nucleotides. Its product is annotated as sodium-coupled monocarboxylate transporter 1-like. The record is from RefSeq and is a predicted model, not a curated record. Gene Ontology annotation, cellular component: membrane. Gene Ontology annotation, biological process: transmembrane transport; sodium ion transport. Gene Ontology annotation, molecular function: symporter activity. The transcript has 9 exons. NCBI's taxonomy places the organism in Eukaryota, Metazoa, Arthropoda, Insecta, Hymenoptera, Formicidae. Bases 263 to 2116 code for a protein of 617 amino acids.